AAUCACACAGCAAGAACAGUAUACGUUUGAUGUUCUGGUGUGUACGACUUUAUUCAAACUUCACAUGAAUUCUGAUAAAUAAUUUGACAAUUUAUAAAAAAAUAUAAAAUUAAAGAAAAUAAAGUUAAAGGAGACGAAAAAUAGGCAAAAGAAAAAAGAGAAAGAUAGAAGAUAGAGAAGGGAGAAAGGAAGGAGAAAGGAGAAAGAAAGACGAAUAGUGAAAGGGUCCUUUGUGAUACUGAGAAUUUACAAAGCUAUUAGUUAAGAUACCGGAGAACCAUAAGCUCGACUAUAACAUACUUUUGACGAUUGAAGAAAGGUAAAAUAGGCUGAAUAUAUGUGUCUGAUAGAAGUCUGUGUCUCUAACUGAUUGGAAAAUUGUAUAUACGAGAUAUUAUUCUCUUUGAAAUCUUACAAUUUUUCUGGAGAGAGAAGUAUCGCUGCGAAUCGGAAACAUGACAAAUACAUAUGAGAAUAAUCCGUUUUAUUAUUCUCUGAGCGGCGACAGGCAGGAAGAUGAGAAACUGUUGGAACCAAUCAGAUACUAUCUUCAAGUUCCUGGAAGGCAGAUAACUGUGAAAUUAGCCCAUGCUUUUAAUUACUGGCUAAAAAUAUCGCCCGACAGAAUACAAGCAAUCAACGAAAUAGUAACCAUGCUCUGCAACUCAUGCAUUAUGAUUGAUGAUAUUCAAGAUAAUUCCAUUAUGCGAAGAGGUAUUCCUGUCGCUCAUUCUGUUUAUGGAAUUGCUAACUCACUAAGCGCUGCAACUUAUAUAUUAUUUAUCGCUUUGGAAAGAGUUGUUAAUUUGCAUCCUGCAGCAACAAAAGUGUAUAUGGAGCAAAUGUUGGAAGGUCAUAGAGGUCAAGGAAUGGACAUUUUUUGGCGGGACAAUCUUAUCUGUCCAAGCGAGGCAGAUUACAAAAUUAUGGCAAUAAAAAAGAUGGGUAGUUUUUUUAAUUUAGUAGUAAGAUUGAUGAGACUGUUCUCAACCCACGAAGAGGACUUAUCAUCGCUAGUAGCCAUUUUGAGUUUGCACUUUCAAAUACGCGAUGAUUAUGGGAAUUUGGGCAGCGAUAAGUAUAACAAAAGUAAGAGUUAUUGCGAGGACCUGAGUGAAGGAAAAUUCAGCUUUCCCAUUAUUCAUGCGCUUACAAGUAAUCCUGAUGAUAAGCAAAUAAUACAUAUUCUGAGACAACGAACCAAAGAUAUCGAAGUGAAACAACAUUGCGUUAAAUUGUUAGAGAAAUUUGGCUCUUUCAAGUACACGAAAAGUGUACUUGAAGACUUGGACAUGAAAGCGAGAGCUGAGAUUGAACGUUUAGGAGGCAACCCGCUUUUGAUAAAACUUUUAGACGAGCUUAAGAAUUGGGAUUAUUGGGACUAAAGAAACACCCAAAGAUCUUUUGAUUGGAACAUUUUAAAUUAAAAAGAGAAUGUAUAUAUAUGUCAAAUUUGUGUAUUUCUUUAUCAUCUUAUGUAAAACUGCAAGUUUCAAUAGUGUUACCAAUUGCGUGAUCUGUUAUUAAUGGCAAAACAAGAGAUGAUUGUACAUGAAAUAAAUGAUAUAUGGAACAAUCAGUAAAAAAUGCAGAAUAAAAUUUCUUGAUAGGAAACUUCGUUUUAUGUCAAUCGGGUGUUUUCUCUCUGGAAAAACCGGUAAUCCUCAGGGAAUUUUUUUUUUUUUUACCUUGAAAAUCCGGGAAUUUUCAUGGAAUUUUAUUGAGACUCUGGGAAUUUUUUGAAAAAUUGCUUUGCUUUUACAAAAAUUGAGUAUUAUUCACGAGGACUGUUAUUUCACUCGGCACUCCAUUGUCUAAUAUCUUCGCAAAUAUUCAUAUCGAAUCUCUAAAUAAGGUGUUUCCAACGAGUACCUAAUCCAUGGAACGAAUAGUAACAGUAUCGAAUAUGCUCACACACACACACAUACAAGCGCUUUGAUAUUAGAAAGAAAGGAAUGUAUUGUGAAUAAAGUUUCUGAGAGAUA
Molecule: messenger RNA, 1985 nt
Organism: Formica exsecta
Lineage: Eukaryota; Metazoa; Arthropoda; Insecta; Hymenoptera; Formicidae
Product: geranylgeranyl pyrophosphate synthase-like
Exons: 8
Coding region: 456-1385 (309 amino acids)
Biological process (GO): isoprenoid biosynthetic process
Molecular function (GO): prenyltransferase activity
Source: RefSeq, a predicted model, not a curated record